Messenger RNA from Gigantopelta aegis, 4355 nucleotides. Its product is annotated as mismatch repair endonuclease PMS2-like. Gene Ontology annotation, cellular component: MutLalpha complex. Gene Ontology annotation, molecular function: ATP binding; mismatched DNA binding; ATP-dependent DNA damage sensor activity. Bases 445 to 3429 code for a protein of 994 amino acids. The transcript has 25 exons. The record is from RefSeq and is a predicted model, not a curated record. Gene Ontology annotation, biological process: mismatch repair. NCBI's taxonomy places the organism in Eukaryota, Metazoa, Mollusca, Gastropoda, Neomphalida, Peltospiridae.
GAUCAGUAUUUAGAAUAGUAAUUCAAUUUACGUAAAAUUGUAGCUUUUUUUUUCUUCUCAAUUUCGACAUUUUCAUUUAUAAAAUUGCCACAAUUAGUAAAUGUUCGGUACAUUGUAUUUGACCAUAAUAAUUUGCGAACAGUAAACGCAGCUUUUGAGUUUACCGGCAGUGCGAAAAUAUAGCAAGCUACGAAACAAUCUGUGACCGCUUUGUUUAUGAAAACACGGAAAUGGACUGACACUGACAGUCAAAGUGGCACAUUUUGUAUUUAUUAUUUAAGUUUUUAAAUUUCAUAAACACUAUUUAAUGUUUUAUUAAUAAUCACACAUUUUUAAAACGAGCAUAUGAUAAAUCAAAAUUACACAGGCGUGUGAUCAUUCCAUUUGGUAAAGAAAAUGAGAAAAUAAAUAUUUAUAGUUGAACUUGGCGGGACAUUGUCAGCAAUGGUGAAAACUGAAAGUGCCGCAAACAGCGAAGUAAACCAGAUGUCUGACACUCCACCAGAACCGUUUAAUAUCCAGGCGAUAGACAAAGCGUCGGUUCACCGGAUCUGUUCCGGACAAGUUGUGCUGACAUUGGCCACAGCCGUUAAGGAGCUGGUUGAGAACAGUAUCGACGCCGGGGCAACGUCUGUUGAUGUGAAGCUCAAGGAAUAUGGGAGUGAGUCGAUUGAAGUCGGUGACAAUGGGUGUGGUGUAGAAGAAAAGAAUUUCAGUGGGCUUACACUGAAGCACCACACAUCCAAGAUUGCUGAUUUCUCCGAUGUUGCCACGGUCGAGACGUUUGGGUUUCGUGGAGAAGCCCUUUCAUCUCUCUGUGCCCUAAGUAAUAUGUCUGUGGUGACAUGCCAUAAGAGCCAAUCUGUAGGGACCAAGUUGGAGUUUAAUCAGCAUGGAACCAUCACCUGUAAGACACCAAGUCCCAGACAGACGGGAACAACCGUUGUAUUACAGAACCUGUUCUACACGCUUCCAGUGAGACACAAAGAGUUUCACCGCAAUCUCAAGAAGGAGUUUGCCAAGAUGGUGCAGGUGUUAAAUGCUUACUGCCUGAUAACGACAGGUGCUCGAAUCACCUGCACCAACCAGGUGGGCAAAGGGAAUCGGUCUGUUGUUGUGUCUACUAAAGGGAAUUCGACUAUAAAAGAAAACAUUGCUAAUAUUUUUGGACCGAAACAAGUUCAGAGUUUAUUGGAGUUCAAACAGACAGAAGCCUCAGAAGAAGUUUGUUCCUGGUUUGGCGUGAAGCCUAGAAACAAUGGGGAACAGCUUUUUAGAAUUGAAGGGUUUGUGUCAAAAUGUGAACAUGGUCAAGGUCGUAGCAGCUCCGAUCGUCAGUUUGUCUUUAUAAACAAGAGGCCGUGUGACUCUUCUAAGAUCUUGCGACUGAUAAACGAGGUGUACCACAGCUACAACAGACACCAGCAUCCAUUUGUUGUUCUUCACAUCACCAUGGCAAAGGAAUCUGUUGAUGUUAAUGUGACCCCAGACAAAAGACAGAUCUUCAUGCAGGAGGAGAAAUUGUUGCUGGCAACAUUGAAGACCUCUCUGGUGAAGUUGUAUGAGCCAACAACUUCCUGUCUUAGAAUCAACCAGGUGGAAUCGACAGUGAAACGUGGGGAAGACUUGAGUACCCAGGAACCUAGAGGAUUGAUUCAUAGAAGUAAUUCGGAACCAAACACUCAGCAGUCAUCAAGCGGCAUGCUGUCCAGACUGAAAAGAUCUUACUUGAGCGCUUUUGACAAACAAGAACACACAAACAAUACUGAAAGUCCUAAAGAAAGAAAGAUCGACAGCUGGGUUUUAUCAAAACACCACAGUCUUCCUACCUCCAAACCUGAGUCUUCCAUCAAAAUGUUCUUCAAGUCAUCAACUCCACAGAAACAUUUCUCUUAUAGUGAAGAACAGAAUCCUGUCUCCAUUUCCUGUAGUAAAGAAGGAUCUUCAGUUUCUAUUGACAUCACAACUUCUACAAGUAUUGGCAGUGAUCUAGUGACUUCCUCACUUUCAAAUCAUGUAAUCUCUGACUAUGAUGAUUCUAGGACAUCCAGCAGUUCACAGAAUGAUAUGAAGUGCAUAGAAGAAAAAUCCCCCACACUUUCAGAGUCUUCAGGUUUUGGUUCGGUUUCUCCAGAGUUCAACAGUAAGGUGGCUGCAGUUGGUUUAGUUUGUCCAGAGUUCAGCAGUAAGGUGGCAACAGUUGGUUAUUCUGGUGAUGAGGCGAGGUUUAAUGAGAUUGUCUCAUGCAAGUCAGACCAAGAAUCCGUACUGUCAAGUCAGGAAUCUGUACCACUAUCUGAUGUGUUCAGUCAGGAGUCUGUACCACCAUGUGAUUUGUCCAGUCAGGAAUUGGUACCAUCAUGUAAUGUGUCCAGUCAGGAAUCCAUCCCUUCUCAGUCCUCAUCCAUAUCUGACGUUCAAAAGGAUGCUUCUUGCUCUGUUUCAUCUCAUCAUACUGACAAUACAGAUGGUUUCCAUGAAGAAUCAGCUUCAUCUUUUACCAUGUGUUCUCGGCCAGAGAUGGAAAAUCAUCCUGUUCUUUGUGUGUCACCUUCUGACUCCGGUGCUCUUGGUGGGGAGGAAAUGACAAACAGAACAAAUGAUGGUAGUUCUGUAAAAAGUCUCAUUUCUGUGGCAGAAUGUGAUGUCACAGUAUGUCAAAAAUAUGAUGAGAAACUAGACUGUAUUAAGAAAGAGAAGACCAUAUCUUUUUCCUUGCACGAUUUGAAACAACGAAGAAGUCAGAAAGUACAAAAUGAAGGAAAGUCAGAAUUUUGUCGGAGUUUUCGAGCCCAGAUUGUUGCCACUGACAACAAGGCAGCUGAAGACGAACUUCAAAAAGAGAUCACAAAGGACAUGUUUCAAGAUAUGGACAUUGUUGGCCAGUUCAAUCUGGGUUUUAUUAUUGCUAAGUCUGGAGAUGAUCUCUUCAUCGUGGACCAGCAUGCGUCGGAUGAGAAAUUUAACUUUGAGAUGUUACAGCGACACACAGUCAUCGACAGCCAGAAACUCAUUUGUCCACAAAAUUUGGAGUUAACUGCCAGCAAUGAAGCCAUUUUAGUGGACAAUUUAGAAAUAUUCAAGAAAAAUGGAUUUGAUUUCCUAAUUGAUGACACUGCAGAGCCAACAAAACGUGUAAAGUUGUUGUCAACUCCAAUCAGUAAGAACUGGCACUUUGGGAAAGAAGAUAUUGAGGAACUGGUGUUUAUGCUAACUGAUUCUCCAGGUGUGAUGUGUCGCCCAUCUCGUGUCCGACAGAUGUUUGCCUCCAGAGCUUGUAGAAAGUCCAUCAUGGUUGGUACGGCUUUGAAGAACUCCCAAAUGAAAAAGCUGCUGUGUCACAUGGGAGAAAUAGAACAGCCUUGGAACUGUCCUCAUGGAAGACCAACAAUGAGACAUCUGAUCAACUUGAAUAUGUUGCCACGGUGAUAGGACAGUGUUUUUACAGAACUGUUACCAAGGUGAUGUGACAAUUCGUACAGAAAUGUUACGACAGUGAUAGGACUGUAUUCACCUACAAACUUGUGUUGCCAAGGUGAUAGGACAAUGUUAUCACAGUGUUCUCUCAGAAGUUACUACGGUAAAACAGCCUAGGGAAGUGUUCUAUCGGAAGUCACAGAAGGAUAUCUGGUGCAGGGCUUCUAGAUUAUGGUAGCCCCACUCCUAUGGUUAGUGAUAUUCAACACUGGGCUAGUAAAUAACUACUGUUGCCAUGCCCUAUGGCUAGUCAAAAAAAGUUGUCAAAUGCUGCAUUUAAGUCUAUUUUGUAAAUAAUGAAUAUCUUGCCCCAAACCCACCACCCAUUCGUAGUGUUUUUAAUUGCUAUCGCCAUCUUUAGGUAACAUAUUGAUUAUUAGCAAAAUUAUAUUAAGUAAAGUAGGGCUAAUUAAUUUUUAAUUGUGGCUAGUGGAUUUUGUAAUAAUUCUAGAAGUCCUGUGGCGAAAUAUGUUGCAAUGGUGACAAGAAAACAUUUAGAGGUAUAAAUAGUACAUCUGAGCAACAGAAGUGUUGCUGACAUAAGGAGACAGCAGUCUAAACCAAUGAACAGGGCAUGUGUAGAGUGUAGGUUCUGGAAGUCAUUAACACUGGUUUGUACAAGACAUUCUUCAGGUAACGGGAUAAUAUUCUCUUGAAGUGUUACCAUGGUGACAGAACAAUGUUCCAAUAAAAACAAAUAUAAACUUGCUUUACUAUGGUGAUAAGUGGAUAUUUUACCAAGAGAAUGGACAGUAUUUUGGGGUUGGGGUUUUUUUAAUAACUUUCCCAUAUACAGCACAUACUACAAAGAUUAAUGUAUAUAUUUAUCUUGUUGACACCUCGGUGAGGUAAAUUAGGAUAAUAAAUUUUAAGUUUUA